AGGCCCUUUUGAAGGCCGGAACCUUUGAGUCGCAUCUUCCGUUUUUGGCCGGAGCAGCGCGGCGUGGGGCGCUAUGGCAGCGGGGCCCUGGGGCUGGGGGCCGGUGGUGGCGGUGCUGGUGCUGUUCGCGCUGCUGCUCGGUGGCGCGCUCCGCUUACGGCGCCUUGCCGUGGCCGGCGGGGCUUGCGCCGACCUGAGGGGAAGGGCGGGUGGCGUCCGUGCGCUGCUAGUGACGGCGCACCCUGAUGACGAAGCGAUGUUCUUCGCCCCUACGGUGCUCAGCUUGGGCAGGGCCGGUGCCCGCGCCGCGGUGCUGUGCUGCUCCGCAGGGAAUUACUACAAUCAAGGAGAGAUUCGUAAGAAAGAAUUGGAAGAGAGUUGUGUGCUUCUGGGGAUUCCAGCUUCCAAUGUAACAAUCAUUGAUCAUAGGGAUCUUCCAGAUAAUCCAGCUGUGGACUGGGACACACAGCUCCUUGCUGCCUUUGUGCUAAAGCAUAUAGAAGCCAAUAACAUCAACCUGGUGGUAACCUUUGAUGCAGGAGGAGUGAGUGGUCAUGCAAACCACAUUUCUCUUUACACUGCUUUAAGGUACCUGCAUUCAGAGCGGAAGUUACCUGAAGGGUGCAGUGUGCUCGUGCUGGAAUCAGUCAGUAUCUUCCGGAAGUACAUCUCCAUCCUGGAUGUACCCAUUUCCUACCUCCUGCCCAGUGAUGCACUCUUCAUACUCACAGAGGAGGAGACUGAACAAGCCAAGAGAGCAAUGAGGUGUCAUCGCAGCCAGCUCCUCUGGUUUCGCCACAUCUAUAUGCUCUUCUCACGUUAUAUGGUGAUCAACUCACUGCGCCUUCUGUAACAGGGACAACUUCAGGAGUAAGAGAAUGAGUGAAAAAAAGACCAGGCCAGACCUAGGACUAAUUCAAGCUCACCUGUGAUGUGAUGAAGAGGAUGGGAUUCUCUUUGUGUAACGUUUGUUCAGACUACAAAAACCAGACUGUGUAAACUUCCUUCUGAAUAUCUUGUUGCCUGAUACAUUGAGA
Molecule: messenger RNA, 1037 nt
Organism: Neopsephotus bourkii (Bourke's parrot)
Lineage: Eukaryota; Metazoa; Chordata; Aves; Psittaciformes; Psittacidae
Gene: PIGL
Product: phosphatidylinositol glycan anchor biosynthesis class L
Exons: 7
Coding region: 74-853 (259 amino acids)
Biological process (GO): GPI anchor biosynthetic process
Cellular component (GO): endoplasmic reticulum
Molecular function (GO): N-acetylglucosaminylphosphatidylinositol deacetylase activity
Source: RefSeq, a predicted model, not a curated record